GCCGCCGACCGCCCCUGCGACAGCGACAGCGUCAGCCCUGCGCGGAGCGCCGGCCCGAUGGCGGCGGCGAUGGCCGAGCAGGAGAGCGCCCGCAACGGCGCGCGCAACCGCGGCGGCGUCCAGCGCGUGGAGGGCAAGCUGCGCGCCAGCGUGGAGAAGGGCGACUACUACGAGGCGCACCAGAUGUACCGGACGCUCUUCUUCAGGUACGUGUCCCAGGGCAAGCACACGGAGGCCCGCGAGCUGCUGUACUCGGGGGCUCUGCUGUUCUUCAGCCACGGCCAGCAAAACAGUGCUGCGGACCUGUCCAUGCUGGUCUUGGAGUCCCUGGAGAAGGCGGAAGUGGACGUGGCCGAGGAGCUGCUGGAGAACCUGGCGACGCUGUUCGGUCUGAUGGACCCAAACUCUCCUGAGCGAGUGGCCUUCGUGUCCCGAGCCCUGAAGUGGUCCAGCGGAGGCUCUGGCAAGCUGGGUCAUCCGCGACUCCACCAGCUGCUGGCCCUCACCCUGUGGAAAGAGCAGAACUACUGUGAAUCGCGGUACCACUUCCUGCACUCGACGGACGGCGAGGGCUGCGCGCACAUGCUGGUCGAGUACUCCACCUCCAGGGGCUUCCGCAGCGAGGCCGACAUGUUUGUGGCCCAGGCCGUGCUGCAGUUCCUGUGUCUGAAGAACAAGAGCAGCGCGCUGGUGGCGUUCACGACGUACACGCAGAAGCACCCGUCCAUCGAGGGCGGGCCCCCCUUCGUGCAGCCCCUGCUCAACUUCAUCUGGUUCCUGCUGCUGGCCGUGGACGGCGGGAAGCUGACGGUGUUCACGGUGCUGUGCGAGCAGUACCAGCCGUCCCUGCGCAGGGACCCCAUGUACAACGAGUACCUCGACCGUAUAGGCCAGCUCUUCUUCGGGGUGCCGCCCAAGCAGACGUCGUCCUACGGAGGCCUGCUCGGGGACCUGCUGAGCAGCCUCAUGGGCUCCUCGGAGCAGGAGGACGGCGAGGAGAGCCCCUGCGGCGGCAGCCCCAUCGAGCUGGACUGAGCGCGGCGCCGACGCGGGCACGGGUCGGACAGGCGCCCGGGACGGGGCUCCUGGCGCCGGCGGGCCCUCGGGCCGAGGCUGGCGGCGCCACGCCGGGCGUCUGGAUGUGUGUAAGGCGGCCAGGGCGGCCCGGGGCCCGUGUCCCCUGCGCUCCCCCAAUAAAGCACAGGCCUCGCCGUGGCGCCGCUCUCCCGCUGCCUUGUUUGCGGGUCCGUGGGGAGGGCGCACGUGUGGGCAGGCGGCCUGCACUCACCGCGCCUCUGUCCCCGGGCCGCGGCUCCGGCCGCUCCGGCUGUCCCCGCCGCCGCGCAGAGGCCACAGGGACCGAGAGGUGUGGACACUUUAUUUCUUCACAAUUGAGAGGGGGCUGUGGAGAGCACGCGGCGGCCGUGUGCGCUGUGCGGGGCGUCAGGGAGCUCUGUCGGCACGCGUGUAAAUAAAUCCUUUCUACCGG
Messenger RNA from Lepus europaeus (European hare), 1489 nucleotides. RefSeq names its product guided entry of tail-anchored proteins factor 4 (gene GET4). The coding region runs from base 58 to 1035 and encodes 325 amino acids. Lineage: Eukaryota; Metazoa; Chordata; Mammalia; Lagomorpha; Leporidae. Gene Ontology annotation, cellular component: BAT3 complex; cytosol. The transcript has 9 exons. The record is from RefSeq and is a predicted model, not a curated record. Gene Ontology annotation, molecular function: protein binding. Gene Ontology annotation, biological process: protein insertion into ER membrane.